AAUUGCAGCAGCAACAAUAAUUGCAAUAUUCAGCAAUUGCAGCCAGCACUAACACAGCAACAGUUGCAGCUAAUGCAAAGGAGAUGAGACAUCACCGACACCCACAAAACAGUCACAAAGAAUUCAUGCAGCAACAAGAAUUCUAGUGGAAAUUAAAGCUACAGCAGCAACUAGAGCAACAACAGUUGCUGGUAAAUGCACACCUACAACAAUUGCUCAGUCACAGCAACAGCAAUAGCAACAAUCAAUGCCAACAGCAAGUGUAACAGUUGCAAUUGAAGCCUAAGCUACAACAACAACAACUGCAGCAGCAGCAGCAGCAGCAGCAGCAGCAACAACAACAGUUGCAGCAGCAGCAACAACAAGGCAAACACAGUUAAGGUGGCAUUUUAUAGCGAAGGCGCUGAACGGCGUUGGGUGCGGCAGGCAGUGAUGGGGGUGCUCAGGUGGCGCGAUCUGCCCGGAUCGCGAAUGUCGUCGGGCAAUCAUACAACAGCGACAGCAGCAGCAGCAGCAGCACACAACAACAGUAACAACAACAACACGGCUAACAACAGUCAGCAGCAAUAUCAUCACAACAACAACAACAUUAACAACAACAACAACAAUCGAGAGCAUCAUCGUGGCAGCAAUGCAAGCGAGGAGCGCGUGCCACAGCCACACUCACCACACGAUGGCGGCCACAUGAGCGGCGGACUGCAGCAUUCGGGCUCGCGGGCCACGUUGCGUCAUUCAAUGAAUCACUCCAGCAGCUCAAUGACGGGCGGCUCCGCCUCCAGUUCGACGCCCGCCUCGCCGCAGCUGAGCGGCGGCCAGCUGCUGUCGAACGGACACCAUUAUCAGUCACAGUCGUCGGUAUCGUCGAACUCAUCGAUUGUGUCGGCCAUACCCGCCUCGCAGCGCCUGCUCGAGGAGGCGCUGGCCAAGCCGGCGCCCUAUCCGAUGAUCCUGCUGCCGGUGCAUGGCGGCUACUGGCUGGACGGCACUGAGCACGAGUGCAGCUACGAUGCACGGGGCAAUCCGCAGCUGCCGCAGACCACCUGGAUGGCCAAGUUCGAGAUGGACGAUACGGCCAAGUGCUAUCGGCGCUUCUAUGCGGCCAGGGAGCACUCGAAUCUGGUUGGGCAUGAUGAGCAGCUCGGCCCGGUGCUGAUCUCGAUCAAAACGGAGAACGUGGCCAAUCAGGAGCAUAUGCGCAUCCUGCUGCGCCUGCGCACCGGCACCAUGCACGAGCUGAUACCGGUCUCGUGCCUGGGCGCCCAGCCCAGUCCGGCGAAGAUGGUGCGGCUGCUGAACGAACAGAUCCAGGUGGAUAACUUUAUGCCGGUGUUGUGCCCGAAGGCAUCGCAGCUGAUCAGCGUCUAUGAUGAGCAUGUGCUUGUCUCGCACUUCAAGUUCGGCGUGCUCUACCAAAGAUAUGGCCAGACCACCGAGGAGGAGCUCUUCGGCAACCAGCAGACCUCGCCGGCCUUCGAGGAGUUCCUCGAUGUGAUUGGCCAGCGCAUCAGGCUCAAGGACCACAAGGGCUAUCGCGGCGGCCUGGACAUCCAGAACGGGCACACCGGCGACACGGCCGUCUAUGAGGUGUUCAAGGAGCGCGAGGUCAUGUUCCAUGUGUCCACGCUGCUGCCCCACACCGAGGGUGAUCCGCAGCAGCUGCAGCGCAAGCGGCACAUCGGCAACGACAUCGUGGCCAUCGUGUUCCAGGAGACGAACACACCCUUCUCCCCGGACAUGAUCGCCAGCCACUUUCUGCACGCGUUCAUUGUGGUGCAGCCCCUGGAGCCGAACACGCCGCACACCCGCUACAAGGUGAGCGUGACGGCCCGGGACGAUGUGCCCUUCUUUGGGCCGACGCUGCCCAAUCCGGCGGUCUUUCGCAAGGGCCAGGAAUUCAAGGAGUUCCUGCUGACCAAGCUGAUCAAUGCCGAGAACGCCUGCUACAAGGCCGAGAAGUUUGCCAAGCUUGAGCUGCGCACCCGCACCUCGCUGCUGCAGAAUCUAGUGGAGGAGCUGAAGGAGAAGACGCGCGACUUUCUCGGCGCCGAUCUGUCGCAGACCCUGGCCGGCAGUCCGACACCCGAGACGCCCAAGUCGGAGAGCGGAGGSGGCGGCGGCGGCAAUGCGGGCACUCGUUUCAUUGACACCGUCAAGAAGGCCCUGAUCAUGCGCGUGCGCUCCCAGAGCGUGGACACCGGCAACGGGGCGCAUCCGGACAAGUUCAGCGUGAACACCAAGGUGGGCACGCUCAACUCCAAGAAGGAGCCACAGCCCGAGACACAAACGCCCAAUCUAAACACCUGCAGUCGCACGGCCUCCAAGUCGUCCUCCAAGUCGAAAUCCUCGAAUGAGUCCACAUCCUCCUCGCCGGACAUCACCUCACGUCCGGCUAACCACAACCACAACAACAACAACAACAACAAUCCAGCUGGCGGCCAGCAAAAUGGCGGCGGUGGCAUUGCCGCCGUCGCCGUCAGCGCUGCCCAAAACGGUGGCAUAGUGGGCGUGGCCGUGGCCACCAUGUCCGAGGCGAGCGACGACUCCAGCCUGAACAGCGUCGAUCUGGACCCGAUGAUGGGCCACCUGGACGGCGGUGCCGCCUACAUCGACAGCGACACGGGCCUGGAGAGCAUGAGCUCCGCGGAGGCAACGACCAAGGCCUGCUCGCUGUGCCUCGAGGGGGUGCAGGGCACCACCAUGAUGGGCAGCUCGCCCAGCAACGAGACCAUCAUGAUGAUCGAGAAUCUGCGCCAGGAGGUGACGCGGCUCAAGUGCGACAAGCUCGAUUUGCUGCGACAGAAUGUGACCUGCCAAAGGGACAUCAAACGUUUGCGGGAGCGAGAGCUAUCGCUGCAAGGCGAUCUGGCGGCAGCCGGACGUGAGAUUCUGCGUCUGCGCGAUCUGCUCAAGGAAUAUAUGCCAGAUACAGCCGCAGCGCCGCUCUCCAUUUCGCCCAUCUAAAGCGUCUAACGCCAAGCACAAAACAGGGAGGGACGGAGACAGAGACAGAGAGAGAGAGAGAGAGGGAGUGGGAGAGGGAGAUGGGAAGGAAGAGAUCGGAGGAACCACUGUGCCGUGUAUAACACUUUGGAUGCGUCGUUAUUUGUUUUUUCUUUUUUAUUUCUGGGGCCAGUUCUCGCAAAACUGUAUUAUAUUUAGUUUGCAUAGCUGUUGGAACUCGAAGAGGAUUGAAAGCUGAAGUGUGGCGG
This is a messenger RNA of Drosophila arizonae, 3209 nucleotides long. It is a transcript of the gene RapGAP1, whose product is annotated as Rap GTPase activating protein 1. The record is from RefSeq and is a predicted model, not a curated record. Gene Ontology annotation, cellular component: cytoplasm. Gene Ontology annotation, molecular function: GTPase activator activity. Gene Ontology annotation, biological process: regulation of small GTPase mediated signal transduction. NCBI's taxonomy places the organism in Eukaryota, Metazoa, Arthropoda, Insecta, Diptera, Drosophilidae.